AAAUCAGUACCUGGAGCGACAGUUUUCUGAACAUGUUUUAGUAAUGUAGGGUUCAGAAAAUGAAAAUGUGAGUGAAGUGACUUUUUUGAUUGGAUUCAAACAGCCAUCGCUUUCUCUUUUAGAGCAUUUUGAAAGCAGCUUUCACAGUGCAACAGAAGCAAUCAAUAAAGCCUUCCAAAAGCUUUAUUGAUUGCUUUGAUGCGCUGUUAAUUCUCUUGAUCUAAUUUUUUUUUCUCAUCAACAAACAAGAAGUAAAAGCAAUUUAUUGUAUGCCUAAGUAUGUCUAUUUAAAGCAAUGCUCCCUGUCCUCCAUAAGAUGGCAACAGAUAUUAAGUUAAGCUGUGAGGAUGAAAAGACUAAAAACAACAAUGACAAUGUUUUUUUCGUUACCUUGCUAUGUUGACUUAUGAAUGUGCCAGUAUUCUAUGUUGUGACAGAUUAUUUUUAUUUUAAAAAAUCAUCCCAUUUCAACUAAACUAGUCCUACUGGAAGUUUUGGGAACCCUUUCAGCUUUGGUUCCAUAGAUUCAUCAACACUGACAACGUCACGAGUGACACUGUAGAAGCAAGAAAAUACAUAAAACUGUUCAUCCUUUGUAUGAGAGAAUAAAACCCAUAGAUGCUCAUUAGCAUAACUUUUGAAUGAGGUUGUCAUUAGAACGGAAAAAGGGCAUCUUUCUAUUUUUAUAUUUUAGCUCUCAUAGGACAGAUUAGUUAAUUAACUUCUGUCCCUCACCACUCAUUACAAUGGUAUGUUUUUGCAAACCUUUGGCAUGCGGCCACAAAGAAAUACCUGUAGUUCAUCAAAGGUCCAGAGAAGUGCCUAGGAGAUGAUCUGCCACAGAAGCCUAAUUAAUGGAGACGUUGUCAACCCUUCAAAUGAGCAAGGAACAUGAUUUUUGUUAUGUUUGUGGUUGGCCUGAAUGACGUCCAUUGGUGUGGACAUCACAGAACAAUAUAAAAGACACGUAUCCUUCCCCUGGUGAGAUCAGAUGUUCAGAUGACUCCCCUUCACACAAGCCAGAACAUGAUGUGGUUCCCCACCAACUUCCAGAAAGCUAAUGGAAAGGUCACACCGAACAAGAAAGCCUUGGUGCUGGUUUUGAUGUUGCUGCUGUCUCAACUGGCCUGCGAUGCUCACAGCAUGUCUGAGUGCUGCAGACAACCUUCUCGUUCAUGUCGCCUCUAUGUGUUGCUGUGUCGCGCUGGCGGCAACACAUUGGGGGGACCUCUCACAGGAGAUGCGGCUGCUGGCAUCCUCACUCUGGGAAAACGAAAAGAAGAUGAAGGUCGCUUGCAGAACCGACUUCACCAGCUUCUCCAUGGCUCCAGAAACCAAGCUGCAGGGAUCCUGACUAUGGGGAAGAGGACUGAAGAGAGGGCUGGUGAGCAGUAAAUGGACUGGAUGACUCAGUCAGGAACCACCAUCAUAACACCCCUGCCCGUUCUACGCUAAAUACCUCAUGGUAUAAGCAUACUGGGACACUGUUCAAAUCUGCAGAUAACAUGAUGAAAUUGUGUAAUAUUGUACAUAUAUGGAAAAGGCUAUCUGGUGUAAUAAAAAAUAUAAACCUGACAACAUGUCUUUAAUCAUUCCUGGGUGGGUUUUGUUUUGUUUUGUUUUUUGUGUUAGAACAAAUAUUUCUUAGAUUUUCUAUGAAGAAAUUGUUCAAAAUUCAUAAUCCAUAUGAUUUCAUAGGGACCUUUG
Molecule: messenger RNA, 1707 nt
Organism: Larimichthys crocea (large yellow croaker)
Lineage: Eukaryota; Metazoa; Chordata; Actinopteri; Sciaenidae
Gene: hcrt
Product: hypocretin (orexin) neuropeptide precursor
Exons: 2
Coding region: 1000-1395 (131 amino acids)
Biological process (GO): sleep; positive regulation of transmission of nerve impulse; eating behavior
Cellular component (GO): perinuclear region of cytoplasm
Molecular function (GO): type 1 orexin receptor binding; neuropeptide hormone activity; type 2 orexin receptor binding
Source: RefSeq, a predicted model, not a curated record